UGCGCGUUCGUUUAAUGCUCGUUGCGGUCGCUUAAACCGUUGAGAUUCCAGGGUGCUGCAAACGAUCUCCAGGAAUCUGCCAGACUCGCAGGCUUUGACUUCUGCUCGCUAAGAUUCCAAUCGAAGCGCUUGUAAUAUGCAAAACGCUGACAACGAGGCGAGCACAAGCAAAGCGACCAAAGCAGAGGAGCAGCAGCAGCAGGAGGAGCAGGAGCAGUCGCCAACAAAGAUCAAAACACGUUCCCGCUUCUCGGCCGCCUUUCGCAGUCUGUCCAAUAAAAAGCCGAGUAAGGAUUUAGCCAAGCAGCAGAAGCCACGCAGCGCGGAGCAGCUGGCGGAGGAUCUGAACAGCAGCGAGAGCGUUCCAAAGAGGCAAAGCCUAACACGCCGCCUGCUGCUGGGCAGCCUCAGGCCCAAGACCAAGGCGCGACCGCAUAGCGAUGAGCUCAGCCUGAGAAGCAGCAGCGGCAGCAGGGAGAGAGGAUUGGGCGGCAAUACGCUGCAGAUAACCAUCAGCGGCAAGAAAGUCGAGACGCUAACCAAAGGCAAAGCCAAGCCGAGCAAAAGCAAAAGCCAACGCACGAGCGCAGUCAGCGAAACGGAUUACCUGAACCCGACACCAGCCGAGACGGUAGCAGCAGCAGCAACUGGAGCAACUGCAGCAGCAGCAGCAGCAGCGAGUGUUAAAAGAACGACAACAACGUUGACCACAAAAGACACGACGAGUCGCACGACCAAGCUAAUUGUGGCCAAGGUGUCCGCUCAGCAGCAGCAGCUGAAAAAGAAGAGGCAGCAGCAGCUGAGAGAAGCAGCAGAAGCGCCGCAGACAGAGGAGAAAAUCGUUAUCACGGAGAGCACGCGAGACACGCCGCCGCGCGAACGAGCGCCCGCCAAGCCGAGCCGGGCGAGCGCCUCCAACAAUCAGUUAGCCAGCAGCAGCACGGCAGUGCGCAUCGCUAGCACCAGCAGCAAGAGCCAGAGCCAGAGCAGCCGCAAGGAGCGGGCAUUGAUGCAACAGCAGCAGCAGCGCGGACAUCGCCUGACAACGGCCAAGCACGCGCUCGAGACGCCAACCAGCCCACAACCCGAGCCCGAGCCCGAACCCGAACCCGAGUCGCCCACAACUCCGCCCCCUCCGUUGCCAGCGGGCUCACCGCCAAAGAUCAGUCUGAGCGACGUGGAGCAGCUGGCGGACGCUGUUUCGCUGGCGGAAAGCGCACAGACCACAUCCAACCAGGACACAGUCGCCGCCGCUCCCGUGGUGCGCUUUGCCGUUGGCAGCGCCGUACGUUCGCCCGUGGACGCCUAUGAGGCUGCCUUGGCCGCCGCCAGCACACAGCAGCCCAGCUCCAGCGAGGAGCCAAGCGAUUCGAGUCUGCGCCGGCUCAGCUUCAAGCAGCAGCAGCCACAAUUCGCGCUCAGCGAUCACGACAGCAUUGAGGGCAGGCGGGAAACGUUGCGCUAUCAGUCGGUGGCCAGUGAGUACUCCAACGAAGAGGACACCCAAUCAGAGGAGGAGCAGCAGCAGCAGUCCAAGCCCAUGCCGGCCUUUGGUGAUUUGACCAUGGAUCAGCAAAUGGAACCGACCAUCAUGUCGCCGAGCGGCGAGAAACGCGAACAUCUGUACAAGAUUCUAGUCAUCGGGGAGCUGGGCACCGGCAAGACGUCCUUCAUCAAGCGCUAUGUACAUCAGUUCUUUAGCCAGAACUAUCGCGCCACCAUUGGCGUGGACUUUGCCCUGAAGGUGCUCCACUGGGACGCCAAUACGAUAGUCCGCCUGCAGCUCUGGGACAUUGCCGGACAGGAGCGUUUCGGCAAUAUGACGCGUGUCUACUACAAGGAGGCCGUUGGCGCCUUCAUCGUGUUUGAUGUGACGCGCAGCGGCACCUUUGACUGUGUCAGCAAGUGGAAGGAGGAUCUGGACUCGAAGGUCCAGCUGCCAGACGGCAGUCCCAUACCCUGCAUACUGCUGGCCAACAAGUGCGACCAGGAGAAGCAGGGCAUUGUCACGCAGCCGGAGCGCAUGGACGAGUAUGUGCGGGAGAAUGGCUUCGCCGGCUGGUUCGAGACCUCCGCCAAGGAGAACAUCAACAUCGACGAAGCAGCGCGCGCCUUGGUGAACAAGAUACUCAUCAAUGACAAACUUAUAACUGCCGAUGCAAACGAUGCUGAGAAAUUCAAUUUGAGUGCGGCGGAUGCGAGCGCCGAUGCCAAGAACAAAUGCUCCUGCUGACCUGCUGCUCCUCCGAUCUGGCCAAGCAUUAUAGCCAUCAAUUUGGGCUUUACACACACACACACACACCCACACACACACACACUCACACCAAAGUCUGAGCGCGAACCAGUUCCAUGUGCCUGCUUGUGGAUAUAAAAGAUAACGUUAACUAUGCUAAGGUUCUUUUGUAAAGUGUGUCUAAGACUUAGACCCCAUCAUCUUAUCAUUGUCAUCAUUUUUCCAUCAUUUAAUCAUUUACGCACCUGGCUAUACAGUCAAACCAUGCGUUAGUGUUCCAACUGGAACAAUAUAUGACGUUCCAGUUGGAACGGGAGCAGUGCGUGCUCAUACAAAUUAUUUACAUAUAUUUUAUCACACUAUGCACACACACACACACACACCCACAUAUAUCUAUAUAUAUACUAGAGCUCAGUUUGAGAUAAUGCAGCAUCAUUUGUGUAAAAUACGAAUCGUCGUCCAAUUGUUUUAAUUGUUUGUUUUGCUUUGUUACUGUGAGAUUUUUAUCUUGAAUUUUUAUACAUACAUAGACACACACACAUACUUGCAUACAUAAAUACAUAAACUCUGCCAUCUUUAUUUGCAUUUAGAUAAAAGUACGUUUUAUGCAACACAGAUUACAGCAGAAACACAUUUAUAUCUGCACGCAAUCAAAUAAACUUUUUAAAUCUA
Molecule: messenger RNA, 2905 nt
Organism: Drosophila virilis
Lineage: Eukaryota; Metazoa; Arthropoda; Insecta; Diptera; Drosophilidae
Gene: Rab32
Product: RAS oncogene family member Rab32
Biological process (GO): endosome to lysosome transport; phagosome-lysosome fusion
Cellular component (GO): Golgi apparatus; phagocytic vesicle; trans-Golgi network
Molecular function (GO): GTPase activity; GTP binding
Source: RefSeq, a predicted model, not a curated record